UUGCGUCGAAUGGAUUCAAUGGUUCGAUUAUGCCGGUCUGACUGACGUUUGAAAAUAACCCUCGUUUAUUCGUAGGCGUAAUUUCAUUUAUUAUUUAAUCAUACUAAAUUUAUGGAUGGUAAUUGUCAGCUAGUAAUUAGUAGAUCGGAUCUGACCGGCAAUUAAAUCUAAAGUCAUCAUGAAAUGCGUUGUGCCAGGUGCCAAUAUCAAGAUUCUGGCAAAGGCCAUCCAAUCAUUGGCAAAAAUUGGGGAUGAGAUGUACGUGGAACCCCAAGAUAAUGGACUAUCAUUCAGGACAGUCAAUAUGGCUAAAUCAGCUUAUGCCAGUUUCAUGUUCUAUGACAAAUAUUUUUCAUUCUAUACUUUUGGGGAUUUGGAACAAGAAGAUGCUCUCAAAUGCAAAAUAGCCAUGCGAUCGGCGAUGGCUGUUUUCAAAUCAGCACACAUGUUGGAUAAGCAACUAGAAACCUGUCAUAUAGAAUUGGAAACUAAAAGCUGCAGGCUGGUUUUUAAUUUAAAAUAUAAAAAUGGCAUUACUAAAACGCAUUUUUUACCAAUUCUGGAUUGCCAAGUUUUACAGGCAGUAUUUUCGAAGCAGGAUUCUCCCAACAAACUGUCGGCACUACACAAGGUUUUGACAGGUGUAAUGCAAAAUUUCCAGCCCAAUCUUAUUGAAAUAACAUUAGAAGUAACUCCACAAAGAUUAUUGUUGAGAAACUACAUUGAUGAUACUUCAGAUUUGUCGAAAGUAACGAGAACGCAGUUGGCACUCGGAGUCGGAGAAUUCGAGCAAUACAAAAUCAGAACCGAUACCUCAAUAACGUUUUGUGUAAAAGAAUUCAAAGCUGUACUCAAUUUUGCGGAAGCCGUUUCUUCACCAAUUUCGAUUCACUUUGAAAAAGGAGGAAAACCUGUGAUAUUCGUGAUCGAAAGUCAAACGUUUGAAGCAAACAUUGUUAUGUCCACAUUGAAUUCGGAAACAGAUUCUCAGUCCGAGAUAUCAUCCGUCCGUGCACUAGAACGAACUCUAGUUAAAAAAUCAGCGGCCAACAAGCGCGCAGCUAAGAAAACGACUCAGCCUGUCAAUCGUAGAACAAAAAAAAUAUCAGGGAAAUUCGAGAGAAUGACAAAUACAAAUACAAGUAAGCCAAUGGCAGUCACCAACCUCGAUCAGAGCAGAAACAGCGAUAGCAUCCACCAAGAAGAACCAAUGGCUGUUGAUUCGAACGAUAAUGGUUUGGUUGUAACAAAUGCUGAUAAUAUAUUGGGUGAUAAUAACAUAAAUUAUCCCGACAAAAAUUCUGAAACAAGUAGUAUAGGUAAGCCCAGUUAUUCGAAAAAGCAGAAUAUAUUUUCCAGCAACGCAAGCACAGUUUCAGUUUCUAAGGCUACAGUGAACUCAGUAUUUUCAACAAUUACAAACAAAUCAAAUACUAACCCUCCGGUAUUACCUGUCAACGAAGAUAUUGUGCCGAAUUCGCCACCGAAACAUCCUACUAACACAGCAAGGGUAAUCUUCAAAAAAUGCUUUCAAACAACAUUUGAUCCAAGAAUGCUUCCUGGGCAUGACGUUGUCUUAGUUGAAGAUACAGAUGAUAGCGAGUGAUGUAACAAUAAUGGAAAUUAUAUGUAAUUUAUAAAUAAAAAUAUUUGCUAAACA
This is a messenger RNA of Athalia rosae (coleseed sawfly), 1660 nucleotides long. RefSeq names its product cell cycle checkpoint control protein RAD9A (gene Rad9). Gene Ontology annotation, biological process: DNA repair; DNA replication checkpoint signaling; mitotic intra-S DNA damage checkpoint signaling. The coding region runs from base 179 to 1606 and encodes 475 amino acids. NCBI's taxonomy places the organism in Eukaryota, Metazoa, Arthropoda, Insecta, Hymenoptera, Athaliidae. Gene Ontology annotation, cellular component: checkpoint clamp complex. The record is from RefSeq and is a predicted model, not a curated record. The transcript has 6 exons.